GCCCGUUCAAGUUCGGGUCUGAUCAAAUUCUCGUUUCCGCAGUGAUUGAAAUUCGAACACCCGAUAUCACUCCAGUCCCCGAGUAACAGGUAUAUCGACGUGUCAGAGCAUCCUACAAGCCACCUUCGUCGUUCGACGCAGACUCUCCUAACCAACUCUAAGCCAGCCAUGUCGGACCCCGUCGCUUCCAAGUCUGGCUUCCUAUGCAUGUACAUGAAGAACCAUCCUGAUACAUUGGUUGCAUAUGUCAAAUAUUUCGGGAAAGUUGAGGGCAAUGUACUCACCGCUGAGAUGUCUAGCAUUGACUCAAAGGGCAUGACACUUCUGUACAAGCUCAAGUCUGGACAAUCGAAUACGAUUCGAGUACCAUUUGAUCCAUUGCUUUCAAAAUACGAGGAUGUCAAACCCCGCCUUCUGAGCAUGAAGGUAGAGGCCCAGGAAGGUCUUGGUAUGCUCAAAGCUCCCCAAAUCACCACAUUCCGGUUUCCCCUACGCCCGGGUGUCAUCACAGGAGCCGUUUUGCUCGCGUACUUUUAUCUCGUUUCACCACCACCCCCUAGCACCACAUUCCUCUCUAUCCCUGUCACCACCAUGGAUGCAUUCUUCUCCCCAGCGCACGCGUUUAUAAGUGCCACUGGUUUCGGUCUUUCCUUCCGAACUGCUUGCACAAUACUCGGUGUCAUUCACGGGGCUGAAGCGCUAUAUACCUGGUCUCUUUGUAGGCGUUAUGUCAAGGGCGUCGUAGCGACCGCCGCUUAUAUGGGAUUUACCAUGAUAUUCGGAAUGCCGACGUGGAUAGACCUCAAAAGGCACGUUCAGGAGAAACGCAUCGAAAGUGUUAUGAAGGUUGAAUAAUAGACGUUCUGCGCGUCCUUUCUGGGGUGAAUGCACAAUCUUCCUCUUGUUCUUGUAUGACGACAUCAAUGUACUUCAAUCCGAGCGUUCGACUUUGGUCUGCAGUUACGACAAUCUGUUUUUCGGUUCUCAAUCAAUAAUUUUACAUUGCGGGCAGUGCUGUUUUGAUCACUAAGAGCCUUCAAG
Suillus paluster is the source of this 1041-nucleotide messenger RNA. RefSeq lists its product as uncharacterized. The record is from RefSeq and is a predicted model, not a curated record. The transcript has 4 exons. NCBI's taxonomy places the organism in Eukaryota, Fungi, Basidiomycota, Agaricomycetes, Boletales, Suillaceae. Bases 169 to 855 code for a protein of 228 amino acids.